Molecule: messenger RNA, 951 nt
Organism: Penicillium angulare
Lineage: Eukaryota; Fungi; Ascomycota; Eurotiomycetes; Eurotiales; Aspergillaceae
Exons: 1
Coding region: 1-951 (316 amino acids)
Source: RefSeq, a predicted model, not a curated record
AUGCAGCCGUCCCCAGCUGGCCCAAUGCCAGAUGAUAUCACGCUCUGUGAGCGUCUUCUUCAUCAGCCGGUAGCCACUCCCCAGGGCACCCUAUUCGACGACGAGUAUAUUGACAGAUUCCAUUACGCGCUGCGGAACCGGUCUGAGGCGCGUCUUCUGGUAGACCUGCAUCCCCUGAUCAUGCCGUCCGCGGAGAAUCAGUUCAUCAAGGGCACGCAGGGCCUGAGAGACGUCAUAGAUGGAUACAAUGAUCCAUGGCUGAAGACUGAGCCGAUCUAUGGUCCAAAGCCGCAGCCUGACCAUUCACGUGGAUUGAAGUGGUCAGUGUUCACUGAGAGCCAGCGGCGCAAGCUCGGCAUCAGACCCGACGAAAAAUCGCCGUAUACGGCGCGCGAAGACAUGUACUUUCCUUACCUGACCGCUGAAAUCAAAUGUGGAAACCAAGCGCUGGAGCUCGCGGACCGGCAAAACAUGCACAGCAUGUGCAUCGCGCUGCGAGCCGUGGUCUCGCUGUGCCAAGCGGCUGGGUGCACAGAAGAGGUGCAUCGGCGGAUUCUCCGAUUUUCGAUCUCUCAUGAGCUCGAUGGCUUUCGCAUAUACGGCUACUAUCCUGAGUUCGAGGAAGGCAAAGUGUUAUUCUACCGGUGGCCCAUUGCGCAACCCAACGUCUGGACUACAGAGGACCGAUGGACGUGCUAUCGAUUCGUGGAAAAUGUGGACCGUGAGUUUCUACCCAUUCAUACUAGUCGGGUGAUUCGCAUACUUGACAGAGUGCCUGGUCCAGAUGAGGGUGCUCCGGAGGUCGAUGUCAGCGAAUUGGAGUCCCAACUGUCCAUCAUUGGGUCGCAGGAACGUCCAGGAUAUCGUAGAGCCGCAUCCUCGCAGAGCCGUGGACUGCAACCUGAGCUACGAAUGAUGGUCCAAACACUGCAGCAACAGCUGGCAGAAUAG